Messenger RNA from Pararge aegeria (speckled wood butterfly), 5242 nucleotides. RefSeq names its product GTP-binding protein 1 (gene GTPBP1). The record is from RefSeq and is a predicted model, not a curated record. Gene Ontology annotation, biological process: translational elongation. Lineage: Eukaryota; Metazoa; Arthropoda; Insecta; Lepidoptera; Nymphalidae. Bases 373 to 2238 code for a protein of 621 amino acids. The transcript has 13 exons. Gene Ontology annotation, molecular function: GTP binding; translation elongation factor activity; GTPase activity.
GCAUUGUCAAAAUGUUGGCAAAUGGCAACUCUUCCAUCUGUUUUAUUUUGCCCGAAUCUAUUUUCAUAACUCGAAUUGUAAAUUGUGUAUGCUAAAUGCGAAUGAAUUCAUUGUGUAUUGCAAUUUCAACUCAAAAUAUCGUCAAAAGAGUGUUCUUAUUUUAAGACUGAUUUCCACUAUUUAAUUACAAUUCUCGAUUUUGUAUAUCUUAAUUUGAUUUUAUUAUACUGUGGAUUAGAGAAAGAAAUUUAUAUUUUAAUAUUAUUCGAUUCAAACGUAACUCUAAGCCAUAGGUGUAUCAGAACAACAUUGUUGUGAUGACAUAAUGGUGUAAUAUCUAGUUUGUGAAAGAUAUCUGAAAACUUUACGAUAAUGGAACAGAAUAUGGACUCUCCGACUUCGGCAAGCCCUCAGCCGGAGCCCGAGGAUUGUGACAGUGAGACUGACUACUCCAGUAUUAGGGGGAAGAUGAUCUUGGUCAGCCCAAAUGCAGAUGAGUAUGACCUGCUUCGCAAACACCUGCUUGAGAGGCUAGAUACAGGCAAUGGAGAAGUCAUCUAUGAUAUAGGACAUGGAGAAGACGGCCGGGGCCUGACGGAGGAUGAGUACAGCGCGUCAGUGGCGACGCUGCAAUCGCUGGUGAGCGGAGAGCGCAUAUCGUGCGUGGAGCUGCGCCGCUGGGACUGCGGCACCGGCCUCACGGGCCAGUACCUGCUGCGCACGGAGCUCGACCACAACGACUUCAUGGAGAUCAGAGUGGCGGUAGUGGGAAACGUAGACGCUGGUAAGUCCACUCUGCUGGGCGUGCUAACCCACGGCGAGCUCGACAACGGGCGAGGGUACGCGCGACAGAGGCUGUUCCGUCACAAGCACGAGGCUGAGAGCGGGAGGACCAGCUCCGUGGGCAACGACAUCCUGGGCUUCGACAGCAUGGGAAACGUGGUAAACAAGCCGGAGCAUGGAGCGCUGGACUGGGUAAAGAUCUGUGAGAAGUCGUCGAAAGUGAUUACGUUCAUCGACCUGGCGGGACACGAGCGGUACCUCAAGACCACCGUGUUUGGCAUGACGGGGCACGCGCCAGACUUCGGCAUGCUAAUGAUUGGCGCCAACGCUGGUAUAGUUGGCAUGACCAAGGAGCACUUGGGACUGGCGCUGGCGCUAGCCGUGCCCGUGUUCGUGGUCGUCACUAAAAUCGACAUGUGCCCGCCCAAUGUGCUACAGGAUAAUUUGAAGCUGCUAAUAAGGAUCCUGAAGUCUUCCGGCUGCCGCAAGGUGCCAGUGAUGGUGAAGACCAAGGAUGACGUCAUUGUUAGCGCUACCAACUUCGUUUCUCAGAGGCUAUGCCCGAUAUUCCAAGUGUCGAACGUGACGGGCGACAAUCUGGAGCUGCUGACGAUGUUCCUCAACCUGCUCAAGACGAGGAUGCCCUCGACGGACGACAAGCCCGCCGAGUUCCAGAUCGAUGACACCUACUCCGUUCCCGGUGUGGGGACGGUGGUGUCCGGCACCACCCUGGCCGGCGUGAUACGUCUCAACGACACCCUGCUGCUGGGACCAGACCCGCUGGGCCGCUUUACGCCCAUCACGGUCAAGAGCAUCCACCGCAAGAGAAUGAGCGUGGCGGAGGUGCGAGGGGGCCAGACCGCAAGCUUCGCGCUCAAAAAGAUUAAGCGUUCCCAAAUCCGCAAGGGAAUGGUGAUGGUGUCUCCGGCACUGAACCCACAGGCUUGCUGGCAGUUCGAGGGCGAGAUUCUGGUGCUGCACCACCCCACCACCAUCUCCUCGAGAUACCAGGCUAUGGUGCACUGCGGCAGCAUCCGGCAGACGGCUUCGAUCCUCACGAUGUCCCGAGAGUGCCUGCGCACGGGCGACAAGGCGCUUGUGAGGUUCCGCUUCAUCAAGCACCCCGAAUACCUCAAGCGAGGACAGCGUAUGGUGUUCCGCGAGGGCCGCACCAAGGCCGUGGGGAACGUACUGCGGCCCGAGCCCGCCGUGACGGGAGCCCGAGCGCCGCCCGCGCGCCCCGUCCGCCAGUCCGCGCGCACCGGCCAGGGCUCCACAGACCACCGCUCGACGCCUCACACACAGCAACAACAGCAGCCGCAAACGACGGAAAGCGACGUGACCGCAGUGGACUCCCCGUUCGAGGUGCAAGCCGACAAGCGAGCAGCCGCGAGGCGCCGCAAGAGACACGACAAGCCUCCGCCCGCACCGGCGCCCGCACUCGCCGCCAACUAGGCACGCAGGCAGACAGACACACAUACAGACAUCACACAUACUACCAUGGAGUAGUGUGCCCCGACCCCAACAAUCCGCCGUCAACUGAUACACAUAUAUAGCCACAUAUAGAUAUACAAACAUCACACACACAGACAUACACGAUCACUACCCGCGAGUAGUGUGUACCCAGCCCACAACAAUCCGCCGUCAAUUGAUAUACAUAGAUAGAAACAGAGACGCAGAAAAUCACUUACACAGAUACAUAAAAACGGAGACCUUCGCACGCAUAACCUAACCUAAAUUUAUUAAAGAUUGUACCACACAUAAUCCGCCGCCUUAUACACACAGAUAGAAAUAUAGCCAGCCCUUAAAGCAUUGAUUUAUAAAAGGCGGUCGACGUCGUGUUAACUCGUAUAUUGCGCGAUAGAGAUGGCAUUAUAUCGCCCGCCCUUAAUGUCUCAGUAGACAUACACAGGUUACACAACAGAGAAAUACGCUUACAUUUUCGUCAUGCAAGAAAUAUGCCUAUCAAUCCGCCUUUAACUAGUUACAGAUAUUAUGAAGGCAUAACACAAACAAACGAUCAAUGUAUGUUCAGUAUAAAGAAAAGGUGCCAGCAACUGAACACACACACACACACAGAUAGUCAUAUAUUACGCACACAGACCUAUACGACUACUGUCAGAUAGCGCCCCAGUAGGCUCUGAUACUUUUUUAUAAGCAAUAAUAAUCAUAGCACUCAUUGUAGUUAUAAUUCCAUAUCGAAAUUUUUAUCUAUUAUAGUACUUAAUAGAAAAUUUAUAUUUUACUAUACGAAAUUUUGUGAAUGCCAAUAAAUUUUUAAUUCUAAUGUACAAAUGGCUAAAGUUACAACGAUGUACAGCCACACUCAUAUAUUUUAGUAAGCACAUAAUUUUUGUAUUCCUGCUAUAAAAUCGAUAUACAGAAACCUAAUGUGUAGGAAUUUAAGUUUAUUGUUGUAUCGAAAUUUGCGUCAAGAUAUAUGGUGCACGUUAAAAAAAUGUGUAGCAGAAGUGACAUAGAAAGCAGAAGAUAAAUGUUAUAGUGAAAGUUAUUUUAGAAUGUGAACGUCGAUGUUGAAAAUGACAUACAGUUUCGAAGCCUAGUUUUGAGUUCGCUCACUGUUUUAUCAUACGGGCAGAACGUUUGGCACCCUUUGUGAUACUUAUCGUUUUACGUGGUAUAUUAUUUUGUAACCCCUUUCCGAAUGACCUUGUUUAGAUGGAUAUGUAAAGUAAGUUCGCUCUUCCAUACAAUAAGUAAUUAGGGCAUUUACACUCUUAAAAUUUGCUUCAUGAUGGCACUAGUUUGGUAAAAUUGUUUUUGAAAAUAUUCUAAAUAAUUGAAAUAUAUAAAUUAUAGCAGUUAUAACUUUUAUUUUCAUUUUACAUUAACUUUUUUAUAGAAUAUAGUCCCGUUUUUUAGAGUUUAGAUAGUAAAGCAAAUAUAAUUUUAUAAAAAUGAUUCACAGUUUGUCUUCUCAUAUAUAGAAGUAAAUAGUUAAUAAGCUUUAUGUUGGCUGCAAUAAUUAUUUCCAAAAAAGAAUCAUUGAGUUACGCUCAAAACAUUAAAUUCUGUACAAGGUUCAAUCAUGACCUUCUCUUCUCUUGAAUGAAUAAAUUAAAAAAUAAAAUAGGGUGAAGUCUCUUCUUCAAUGCACAUCGAACAAAACAAACUACAUAUCAACAUUUAGUUUUACAAAACUGUCUGUAAGGGCGGCCAUAUAUGGGCCGCUUGAAGUUGUCGCGACCAUGUUAAGCUGUAACUGGAUAGCAUAUUACAAUGCUCUAAAAUUGAACGAGACCGGAUUCUCGUCUCGUAAGCUAAGUGAAAUUUCGUCGUGCGCUUAAACUGUUUUAAGACAGUAUGAUUUUUAAAGCUGUCGAUUGGUCUUGUUCAGUUAUCCCCUCCGUCCCAGUUACCGUCAUUAUCACUAUUUUACAGGCCGACAGGUCUUCUCCGAAAAUGCAUUGGGUUUAUGCUGUAGUCCGACACGCUGGCCAAUUGCGGCUUGGUAGUCUUUACACAGCUUUGAAAACAUUAUGGAAAACACUCAGUCAUGCAUGAUUCCUACCCUUCGCCGCUAAAGCAAAUUUAUAUUUAUUUUACAUAAACCUACAGUAUUAGAGUUUUAACCACAAGACUAUUACUUAUCAGUCGAAUUGUCAACUGUUUUAGCAGUAUACAGGUCGCUCUAAGUAUAUAAUAUGCAUAAGAGGCCUGUGUAUGGCCACUCUUAGUAACAUGAACACUAAAAACCCUUUAUUUUAAAAUGGUUCAGACUAGAAACUACACAUUAAUUUCAUACCCUGUUUAUAUUGUAUACAUUACUAAAUAUCAUCAACACAAUAUGAUUGUAUUGUAAAGAACUAUAAAAUCGUUUGCUUAGUGAAACUUGUAUGGACCUUGUUCUCUACAUUUCCCACUAAUAAUAUAUUAUAUCAAAGAAAUCGAUAACUUUUUCGUAAAAUACUUAAUACUGAUAGUGCAAUUUGUUUUCACUGGAACACAAGUACAAAUUCAUGUCCAAUACUUAUGCCUUGAAAAUGGGGAUAUGUAUUGUAAAUUAGCAUCUGUGUUGGAAAUAAGUAUAGGAAUUGAAAUUACCCAUAAUAUAAGCAUUACCAAAAAACUGGAGAUUAGUUUGUUACUACAAAAUACACCCCCAAAAAAGGCAAAAAAAUUGUGCUUGUUGAAUUCUGACGGUGAUUUAUUUCUGGAUAUAAAUUACUUAUUAUGAAGGAGAUAUUGCAGCUAUCCACUGUUUUGUGCUUAUUGUAUCCAGUGGCUCCCUCCCUUAUUUUAAAUAGUAUUUCCGCCUAUAAAUGGUCUACCAAUGCUACGUUUUCGGGAGUGUCCAUUCCAUCAGCUUGGGACAACAAUGCAAACAUCAAAAAAAUAUUGAUUAUAUUUUGUUUGUUUGAAAUUCGAAUAUAUUUCGUAAUAAGAGCAAAAGGUUUUUUUUUUGUUAUGUUUGGAUUUUACUGUAUAAUUUUAUGAC